Molecule: messenger RNA, 3754 nt
Organism: Schistosoma bovis
Lineage: Eukaryota; Metazoa; Platyhelminthes; Trematoda; Strigeidida; Schistosomatidae
Source: the annotation of a GenBank genome assembly
AUGUGCAGAUUUACAAUUGUUCAAUUAGCAGCUUCUUAUUUGCUAACACAAAUAGUUUACCAGCGCGUGGUUUGGAAAAAGCGCGAACUCAACGAGAUGUCUACGGAUGGAACUGCUGAUGGUCCCUUAGAAGCAGAUUCAAGUUGGAUAUCAUCAAAGACAUCAUUUAUGACAAUUUCUGAUCCCAGUGAUUCGUCUACACCAACUGCAAAUUCUUCAUUAGAUGAAACAUUUGCUUCGAAUAAGUUUUCACUCAACUCUUUCGCAAAUUCAUCCCCAAAAUCUGACGAAGUAGAAGACAAUGACUAUGAUAAUGGUGAUAAAGACGAAGAAGAAGUAGAAGUAAAACACAAAAAGAAAACAGGAGUAACUUUAGUUUAUGCUCCAGAGAAAUCAGCUAAUAUUUUCAAAUCCUCACAAAAUCCUAUUGUUACACCUCACUCAAAUCAAAAAGUGAUCAUAAUCCGAUCAAACCAGGGUAAUGAUAAUAAUGAUAGUCAAAAUAAUUCAUUAACUAAAGAAAAUGGUAUUGGGUCAACAACCGCUUCUUCAAUAGAUAAAAUUCUGUAUUCCAGUGAAGAAAACCUUUCUAAAUUAAAUGGUGAACAUGAUUUGAAACAGUUGAAUAAUUCCAACAGUGUCUUUUACAACAAUUCUCUUGAUGAAUUUUCAUCGAAUAAUGGAAUAUCGGAUUAUAAGGAUCUAUCUGAUAAUAAUAAUAAUAAUCUAUCAGAUAAUGAUAGUAAGUAUGAUAAUUCCACUAGUAUUCUAUCAACACCAACAGUACUCACUUCAUUGGAUAAUCAUAAUGAUUCAUCGGUUUUAUCUAUGGGAUCAAAGAGUUUAUCUAAAGAAAUUCUAAAUGAUGACAAUAAUACUACUAAUAAUAACAGUAAUAAUAAUCAAUCUUAUGCUAACAGUACAAUUAGUGUUGAUGAAAACAAUGAUAUCACUGGUAUUGUUCUACAGAAUUAUGAAGAAAUUGCAAAAAAUACUUCAUCUAUUGAUCAAAAUGAAAAAUAUCUGUCAGCAUUAAAACCAGUUUUAUCUUCACCAUCUAAUCAUUCAAUUGAUUCAGAUCAAGAAUCCAAACUAUUAACUGAUAAUUCUUUUAUCAAGUCGAAUUUAAGUAAUAUAGCACAAAUGAAUUCUGAAUUGGAUGAUGAGGUUACCAAAACAGUUUUAAAUAUUAGCGAUCAAUAUAAGAAGACAGUAAAUAAGUUUGUUGAACAAUCAAUGCCGACUUAUUUGGAUCGUUGUUCACCAGCACAAAUUGUGGCUGUAACCGGUGGGGCACCACCAGAUAUAAUACGUAAUAUUGAAGAGGAUUUAGACGAAGAUAAUGAUAAUCUUAUUGAAGUACUUAAUACAGAUGUAGAACAUGAAGCCAAUCCCUCUGCUUCUUCAUCUACGAACCCUGGUAAUAUUGUCCGACAACGUGGUCAUACUUCAGAGUCAUUAAAAUCCCCAAAGCCGGUAACUAUCAAUAUUGACUUACGAGUUGUUUCAAAACUGACUCCAAGUACUCCAGAAGAAGUAGAUGCUUCAUCAGAACUAGUUUUUAGCAAUUUUAUGAUAGAUCGUUAUAGAUUGGAAGUUUCUGCAUCAGCUCAAGCAUCUUCGUCUCAGUCUACUGCUUCUGCUUCAGCUUCAAUUCAUGUAACAGAUAUAGGUCAACAAGCUGAGUCUGAAGAUCCUGUAAGCCACGAACUUUCAUCUUUACCUCGUGCUGAACCACACAGUGUCGAAGCAAUAGUUGCCCGUAAUUUAGCCGAAAUCGGUGAUGAAAUCAAUCGUAUCUAUGGACCGAGAUUAGACAGAAUGAUUAAAUUACUACCAGUGGAAGAAUGUCCAUUAGAAAUGUUUUAUAAUGUCGCCCGUGUGUAAGUUAAUGAUCAUUUGUUGAUAAUUUUCAAUUGCUGUAAGCAUUAUUUUUGGCUAUUAUUAUCAUCAUUAAGGUUGUGAACCGACCACUGUUAGAGCAAAAUUGAAAGCCUGGGAACUCUGAACCGGCUUUUCUCCGAGUUUAUUUAUUUAAAAACAAGCAUUGGUACAAGGGGUCACCAAAUACAUAUGCGCCAAACAAUAACAAUGAGGCCAGUAGCAGUUAUCAUUGGUUUAUGUGAAGGCUGUGAUACAGUCCGGGCGCCCAGACCGGAGCCUUUGACCUGAAGGUCUAAUCUACAAGGCCCGACCGUAGCUGCUACCUUGACGCGGUGGUCGGGCUUGCCUAUCGUGAUGAUCCAACCGAGCUAUAUUGGUUGGAACACAUGUUCCUGUAGGUUCUACCAUGUCAGGCAGGUCGAUUGGAAGACGGUCAGAAUAAAAGCAGCAACUCAAGGUCUGAGGGCGAAGUCGUACUGCUGACUGUAGAGGGGUGUGACAGCAGUAAGAUGUUACCAUCGGACAACCAGAAUCUGCAGCGAUGCAGCCUUCUCACAAGGAAGGAAGGUGUUAGAAAAGGUUGACCCUAAAAAUGUCACACCACCUUACCUCACGGAUUUCCGUCUCCGGCGGUAAGGCCCUUUGAAGAACGGAGCUAACACGUUAAAAACCUCCCACGAAAAGGCCGUGAGCGACCGACCUCAAGCAGUUGUCCCUUGAGCUCUGCGAUCACGCUCACAGGUUGCUAAGACCAACACUAAUCCGAUUUCCUUUUCAGGUUCCUCAAGAAACACCCUUCCACGAUGUGGGCAGCCGGGAAGUGAUAUCAGCCUUCAUACCCGUAACAGCACAUGAGACCAAGUUGGUCACGUUCAAAUCCUUCCCACACCAACUAAUAACUCUAUUAUUUCCAUGACUAAUCCUUCUCACGUCCCUUUAUCACCUCGCAUCGCUAGGGCAAACGAUUCGUGUAUGCGGAACGUUAUUCCUGGUCUCCUGAAACCACACUCUAAACUUCAUGUUGAAGCUUAUAACGUUCGAACACUGUACCAAAUAGGACAACAGGCUUCCUUAGCUAGGACUUUAGAAUCUCACGUCAUCGAUGUGUGCUGCGUCUCCGAAACACGCACACAGGAUGCUAGUAGCGUCAUUCAUUUGACCUCACCAUGUCAAAAUAAAGAACCACCUGGAUUCACAUUUCGUGUAUCCGAAAGCCUUGAUGCUGCUUCCCGUGACCUGGCUGGCGUAGGUAUAGCAUUGAAUCCUAGGACAGAAUUAUCUCUCUUAGAUUGAAUCCCUGUAGACAGUCGUUUGUGCGCUGUUCGACUAGACGGAACACUAAGGACUCGGAAAGAUAGGGACACUCGUCGUUGCCUCUUCGUCGUCUCUGACUGUUCUCCCACUGACUGCAGCUCAGAUGAUGUAAAAGAUGAGUUCUACAGAAAGCUCUCCGAAAAGCUAGGAACUCUGAUGUAGUAAUAGUGGCUGGUGACUUUAAUGCUCAACUAGGUAAACUAAGCGAAAGGGAAAGAUACCUGGGUGGAUCUUAUAGCAUCGUGGCUCAAAGAACAGACAAUAGUGACCGUCUGUUUCAGCUAUGUUAAGAUAACCGCCUGUUUCUUGCAAAUAAUAACUUUAAGCAUAAGCAAAAACAUCUUUUGACAUGGCGACCCCCUAAUUCAUCCCAACGUUGGACCCAAAUAGAUCACAUUGCUAUCAGCCACCGAUGGAGGGGCUCGAUAGAAGACUGUCGCUCAUUCUGGAACACGUGCUUAGAUUCAGAUCAUGCUCCAGUGGGAGCGCGUAUUUGUCUGUGUCUUAAUGGACGUAGGAAAGAAGCUGCAAGGAAACCCCUUAGGGUCCUGCUUAA